AUGGUCCUUGAUAUAUCUAUCUUAGCUCGUGCCCGUGGGCUUGCUGUCCUGACUGUGUUUAAGGCAGGAUUCCUUGUCAGCGCUAGAGGAGGCAGUGGCAUUGUUAUUGCCAGAAUAUCUGAGGACAGAUGGUCAGCGCCAUCUGCAGUGGGUCUUGCAGGACUGGGAGGUGGAUUUGAAAUUGGAGCUGAAGUCACAGACUUUGUCAUUAUCCUAAACAGUCAAUCGGCAGUAGAUGCUUUCUCCAAGGGUGGCAACCUGACAUUAGGUGGCAACUUCACAAUUGCAGCAGGGCCACUUGGCAGGAACAUGGAGGGAGAUGUUGCAGUUAGAAGCCCUUCAGCUAUAUACACCUACAGCAAAACCAGAGGACUGUUUGCUGGGAUAUCCUUGGAAGGGACAGGAAUCAUCGAAAGGAAGGAUGCAAAUAGGAAGUUCUAUGGUGGGGAUGUGCGGGCAUAUGAGAUCCUGAAUGGCACCGUACAUCCUCCAUCAGUGGCAGACCCUCUGUACGAGAUCCUCCACAGACAUUAUGAAGCUGCAGAGAAAAUUCUGGUGGAGGCUGCCAAGAAGGCUGCUGUGAAGAAAGCUGCAAAAGCUGACCGUCCCAAGAGUUUCAGUUUUGGAGCCUACAGAAGCAAGUCCAUGAAGAAUUCUUCCACUUCAGAUGAUAAACCGUCCAGGAAAAUGAGAUCCAAAUUCACAUCAGCGAGGAGAUGUACCAGUUUGGUGGAGGAGCAUACAACCAGUGAAGAAGACCUUCAGAGCAUCUUUAUGGACAGACUGGCCUGCCCGUUUGAAGUUACAGCAUUGUUCAGCUUUGAGGGAGAGCUGCCCUGUGACCUGUACUUCCAAGAGGGAGACAAGAUUACUGUCCUGACCAGAACUCAUACCCAAAAUGACUGGUGGGAAGGGAGGUUAAAGGGCAGGAAGGGGAUCUUCCCUGCCAAUUACGUGCAGUUACCGAGGCCUUAGUUCAAAGGCUAAACCAAACACGUCCUUGCUUUUCUGUGUACAGGUGGUAACAUGCCUUUAAUAACCCAUGGACAGCAAAAUUUGUUCUUACAGGGGAAGUAAUAUUACUAAGUGGAGCUGACACUAAUAUAUGUCUCAAAUGUUCAUGGCAUAUCUUGUAGUUGUGACUAUAUGGUAUGGUAACAUGGUUGGGAACAGACAGUUGUUACAGCAUCAGAUAACAGAUGAAUUCUGCUGAUGACUGUAAUAGAAUAAUUGUUAGGUCAUGGAAUACUAGACGUACAUGUAUGUUCAGUGUGUUUGUGUGUUAUAUAGCUUAUAGAUGACAAUAAUGUGCAAUUUUGUCUGACCAAUCAAUGUUGUAAUGUAGUUUUAGACUGGUAGAGGGCUGGAGCCAUGUUUUACAAUGCAACCAAUCAAGAAUCUGAAUCUACUUUUAAGUGAGUG
Branchiostoma belcheri (Belcher's lancelet) is the source of this 1422-nucleotide messenger RNA. Its product is annotated as SH3 domain-containing YSC84-like protein 1. Gene Ontology annotation, molecular function: phosphatidylinositol binding; protein binding. The record is from RefSeq and is a predicted model, not a curated record. Gene Ontology annotation, cellular component: ruffle membrane. Lineage: Eukaryota; Metazoa; Chordata; Leptocardii; Amphioxiformes; Branchiostomatidae. The transcript has 9 exons. Bases 1 to 975 code for a protein of 324 amino acids.